Messenger RNA from Aspergillus nidulans FGSC A4, 1800 nucleotides. It is a transcript of the gene gel2, whose product is annotated as 1,3-beta-glucanosyltransferase gel2. Gene Ontology annotation, molecular function: 1,3-beta-glucanosyltransferase activity. Gene Ontology annotation, cellular component: plasma membrane; fungal-type cell wall. The transcript has 4 exons. The record is from RefSeq and is a predicted model, not a curated record. Lineage: Eukaryota; Fungi; Ascomycota; Eurotiomycetes; Eurotiales; Aspergillaceae. The coding region runs from base 243 to 1664 and encodes 473 amino acids.
CUGGCGAUUCUCUCUUAAUCUUCUCCUCAUUGCUUCUUCAACGUCUUUUUCUUUCUGACGAUCGUUUGUUUACCAUCUGUUGAUAUACCACGCUCGUUCAUUUUCGGUCAUCAGCACCGCCGUCACUCCUUCCGUAUUGAAAUUCAGGGUCUUCCGGGGGAAAGCCCUAUACAGUCUCUUACCAAAUCCACGUUAAUAAUUGUUACGGAAGCGUUGCGUCUAAUCGCUCAUCUACAUACAAAAUGAUCCCCACAUACGGUCGCAUCCUCGCUGCAGCCUGCGCGCUCGCAACCACCGCAAGCGCAGUUACUCCUAUUGAGGUCAAGGGAAAGGACUUUGUCAACAGCAAGACCGGUGAUCGGUUCCAGAUUCUCGGUGUUGACUACCAGCCCGGUGGUACCAACGCCGUUGACGGCAAAUCCGAUCCUCUGUCUGAUCGCGAAGCGUGUCUGCGUGAUGCUGCCCUUAUGCAGCAACUGGGUGUGAACACCAUCCGUAUUUACAACUUGUCGCCGAAACUCAACCACGAUGAGUGUGUUUCUAUUUUCAAUGCCGCCGGUAUUUACAUGAUUCUCGAUGUCAACUCGCCUCUGUACCCUGGCUACAUCGACCGUACGGCUCCCUGGACAACCUACACCAAGGACUAUUACACUCAAGUCUUUGGUAUUAUCGAGGCGUUCAAGGACUACCCCAACACCCUUGCGUUCUUUGCUGGUAACGAGGUUAUCAAUGAGGACAGUGUUGAGCAGGUCCCUCAGUAUAUCCGCGCUGUCCAACGUGACAUGAAAGAAUACAUCUCGAAGCACCUUGACCGCGAAAUCCCUGUCGGUUACUCUGCUGCCGAUGUCCGUCCCAUCCUUGAGGACACCCUGAACUAUUUCAUGUGCGAGGACGAGGACUACCCCAACUCCUCCUCUGACUUCUUUGGUCUGAACUCUUACUCGUGGUGCGGAGAUGCGAGCUACAAGAGCGCCGGCUACGACGUUCUCACAGAGAUGAUGUCUGAAGCCACCAUCCCUGUCUUCUUCUCCGAGUACGGCUGCAAUGAAGUUCAACCCCGUAAGUUCACCGAGGUUCAGGCCAUCUAUGGCGAAGAGAUGACCCAGACUUUCUCCGGUGGUCUUGUCUACGAGUACACCCAGGAGGAGAACGACUACGGUCUCGUCAAGAUUAACAACAACGACACCGUCACCCUCCUCGUCGACUUUGACAACCUGCAGACUCAGUACGCUAAGCUCGACAUGGACCGCAUUUCCGCCUCCAACGCCAGCCAGACCAGCGUCAAGCCCAUCAAGUGCAGCGCCGACCUCAUCAAGAACGGUACCUUCAGCUCCAACUUCACCCUCCCUGCCAAGCCCCCUGGUGUCCAGGACUUGAUCAACAAUGGCUACUCCAAGGUCGACGCCGGUAAGCUCGUUGACGUCGAGUCUGAGGAGGUUUCCACGACCAUCUACGACCACAACGGCAAGGAAAUUACCGGCCUCAAGCUGACUGUUCUUGCCGACGGUGAGUCUAACCAGCCCGGCUCCAGCUCUAUUGGCUCCAGCUCCAAUUCUGGCAGCGACUCGGACUCCGGCGAUGAUGACAAUGCCGCCGGCAUUGUCGCUAUUCCUGUCGGCCUAGCUACUAUUGCCGCUACCCUUUUUGGUUUGGUCAUGCUAUAGAUAGCCAGCAUACCUCAAUUCGUACAUAAGACUUCUUCAGGUUCUUCUCUGUUCCUCUCAUCACCCCUUUGACCUGUAUCUAUUUCAUUCUUAGAUAACGUCUCGCUUGGCCUAUAUUAUACUUCUCAAAUGUUUU